AUGUGCCGUCGAAAAAAAACCGUCGUUUAUUGGAUUGGUUUAGCUUUAUUUUUGGGUACGAUUGGUUUAUGUUUAAGCGCCUCCAACGAUCCCUACACAAUCCUAGGUGUACAUAAAAGAGCAUCCGUGCAGGAUAUACGCCGUGCAUAUAAACAAUUGGCUAAGGAAUGGCAUCCCGAUAAAUCGAAACAUCCUGAAGCAGAAACCAAGUUUGUGGAAAUCAAACAGGCCUACGAACUGUUAUCUGAUACGGACCGUAGGCUUGCGUACGACCAGUACGGAAUAACAAAUGAGGACGCAGUGCUGGAACGGAAUCGUCCAGACUACAGCAGCUAUGGUCGCUUUCAAGAUCCUUUUGAGCAUUUUUACGGUGCACAUAACUUCAACUUUCAUGAUCAAGAUAUAGGCUUGUACCAUCGCCUUUCCAUUACCACAAAAUACUAUGAAACGAAUAUUUUGCCGAAAAGUCGUUUGACACCGCAAAUAUUGAUGUUUUAUGCCGAUUGGUGCUUUGCAUGCAUGAAAGCGGCAAAUUCAUUUAAAAAGUUAAUUGACACACUCGAGCCGUACGGAUUGGUGUUUGCCACUGUUAAUGCUGGUCACGAAGAACAACUGGUACGGAAAGUCGGAGUGCACUCGCUGCCGUGUGUGAUUAUGGUGUUAGAUGGUCAUAAUUACGUCUACAAAGACAGUGUUUUUAACGCCCAACAUGUGGUGGAUUUUAUACGACAAAAUCUACCAUAUAAGCUGUUAAUGCCAAUAACAGACAAUACACUUGAAGCAUUUUUGGACGGAUGGGCAGAUAAUCGUGUCCGUGCUCUCAUUCUAGAACCGAGAGCUCAACCGCGAUUGCGAUAUCUCAUAAUUGCAUAUUACUUUCGUGAGCGUGUUGCAUUUGGCUUUGUUCAACUAAGCUCAAAGGAAACUGCGAACAUUCAAGCAAAGUUUAAAGCGCAUUCCAAUCUUGAUACCCUGCUUAUAUUCAAUGAAUAUCCACCUCAACCGAUCGCUACAGUUACCAUGUCGGAUAUACCAACGACCACGUUGAACAAUAUUAUAUCGCACAACAAAUACCUUAUACUUCCACGUCUUUCAUCGCAAGACAUGCUGGAUAGCGUUUGUCCUGCAGAAUGGAAUCGACCACGGAAGCGAUUGUGUGUUGUGCUAGUAACGGAAAAUACCAGCUUGCAUGACGGAGCUCGUACAGUUAUGCGUAAAAUAGCACUUGAAUCCCUCUUUAGUCGCGAACGAGUUCGUUUCGCUUAUAUAUACCAAGAAAAACAAAACGAUUUUAUCUGCGCGCUUUCGAAGCACAAUCAAUCUAAAGAAACACUAUUGCAAAUUGUCAUCUUCUGGCGUCGAGAUACCAAACAAAUUCGCUACGAGUGGGUUCAUGAAGUUGUGCUACAAGUAGAUAAAACAUUAGAAAAUGAUACACAGGAACAAUAUUUCAAUAAUACGAAACAAAAAAUGGAUACUAUUAUCCAUCGAUUGCUACGCUCUUCAGAAGCACUUAGCUAUGAAACCGAAGUGAAGGCUCUGUUAGACGAACAUGCCGAAAAUGCAGUGAUGCGAAUGUUAAAUCGUAUAUUGCUGGCAUUAGAAUACAUGGUGGACAAUUUGGGACAGGAGCACAUUCUACCAGCAAUAUCUGUUAUUGGCACAAUAGCUUUUAUUCUUAUCAUUGGCUAUUUAAUGUCAUAUCUACUUCAUUUAGAAGAGGAAGACAUUCAACUAAAGAAGAGUAAAAACGUGGACAGUUCUAACGGAAAAUCGAUGGGGUACGUGCCUGAACUUCGAUUACAUGAAUUACGAGCUGAAAAAUAUAACGGACUGGUGCGACUUCUUAAGCCCGGUUGCCGUACAAUAGUAUUACUCACCGAUUUACAAUCAAGAUCGAAAUUAAUUCCUUCAUUUCAUAAAGCGGUGUGGCCGUAUCGGAAGAACAAAACACUAAUGUUUGCCCACAUGCUAAUUGAAAAAGGUAUUGGAUGGUACGCAGAACUAUUACGUUUGUCGUUGUCAGAAUCCCGUGAGAUGAAAAUCAAUCCACGUAACUGUAUUGGUACGGUUAUAGCUUUAAAUGGACAUCGCAAAUAUUUUUGCAUGUAUCAUGCUAAGCAUCCUGAAUCGAACCGCGGAGCAAAGCGCAUGAUAAAAAUAACCCGCCAUCUAAGUUCCAUGCCAACUGAUCCCGAAGCUGGUGCAUUCCUCGGUAUGGACAGCUCUGAUUCAGAAACAUCCAUGUCGGACUUAUACGAACCAAAGAUUCUUCUUGAGGAAAACCUUCUUGAUGGUUUGCCAAACUGGCUUGAUCGCCUGUUUGAAGGGACCACACAUCGAUAUUACAUCAACUAUUGGCCGGAUUUUACCUCAAAAUGA
This is a messenger RNA of Anopheles marshallii, 2382 nucleotides long. Its product is annotated as dnaJ homolog subfamily C member 16-like. NCBI's taxonomy places the organism in Eukaryota, Metazoa, Arthropoda, Insecta, Diptera, Culicidae. The record is from RefSeq and is a predicted model, not a curated record. The transcript is spliced from 6 exons. The coding region runs from base 1 to 2382 and encodes 793 amino acids.